This is a messenger RNA of Tetrahymena thermophila SB210, 489 nucleotides long. Its product is annotated as family 7a metallothionein 1. The record is from RefSeq and is a predicted model, not a curated record. Gene Ontology annotation, molecular function: cadmium ion binding. Lineage: Eukaryota; Ciliophora; Oligohymenophorea; Hymenostomatida; Tetrahymenidae. The transcript has a single exon.
AUGGAUAAAGUUAAUAGCUGUUGCUGUGGUGUAAAUGCUAAGCCAUGCUGCACAGACCCUAACAGCGGAUGUUGCUGCGUAAGUAAGACUGAUAAUUGCUGCAAAUCUGACACAAAGGAAUGUUGCACUGGUACAGGAGAGGGAUGCAAAUGUGUUAAUUGCAAGUGCUGCAAACCUCAAGCAAAUUGUUGCUGUGGAGUUAAUGCUAAACCCUGCUGCUUUGAUCCCAAUAGUGGAUGUUGCUGUGUUAGUAAAACUAAUAACUGUUGUAAAUCUGAUACUAAAGAAUGCUGUACUGGUACUGGAGAAGGAUGCAAAUGUACAAGUUGCUAAUGCUGCAAACCUGUUUAAUAAGGAUGUUGUUGUGGUGAUAAAGCUAAGGCUUGCUGUACUGAUCCAAACAGUGGAUGUUGCUGCUCAAAUAAGGCAAAUAAAUGCUGUGAUGCUACUUCAAAGCAAGAGUGUUAGACUUGUUAAUGUUGUAAAUGA